This is a messenger RNA of Helobdella robusta, 1333 nucleotides long. RefSeq lists its product as hypothetical. The coding region runs from base 452 to 1333 and encodes 293 amino acids. Gene Ontology annotation, cellular component: nucleus; cytosol; ribonucleoprotein complex. The transcript has 6 exons. NCBI's taxonomy places the organism in Eukaryota, Metazoa, Annelida, Clitellata, Rhynchobdellida, Glossiphoniidae. The record is from RefSeq and is a predicted model, not a curated record. Gene Ontology annotation, molecular function: mRNA 3'-UTR binding; poly(U) RNA binding; poly(A) binding.
CAUUCAUAAUAUAUUUUGCCUAGCUGGCAUUUGAGUUUAAUGGCGACAUUUUUCCGAACAAAUUUCUCUUUUUAAAAUUUUUAUCAGUAAAUCCGCAUUUAGCCGGAUUAAUAAAUUUGAUCGGCAUCGAUACGAUUCAUUUGAUCUGCACCGGCCUGCACCCGUGAAUUAAUUUUCUAAUUAAAUAUGUUUGGAUUUUUGUUAUUUUUAUUUUAAUAAUUAUUAUAAAAAAUUUAAAUUAAUAAUUUUGUAUAACUUUUGUUAAAUUAUUUUGAGUUUUUGCCAUCUGCGAUAUUUUUCCUGCCUUAAGAGUCCUUCCCAUAGCGGAACAGUCAGUAAGAGAAUUUAAACGGCUUCCAGAAAAGGUAGAUCAUAUCAUCAAUUGAUUGACAUUCAUCAAUAUUACAGAAAGGUAUUAACUAACUAACUGACUAAACAGCAUCUAACAAGGAUGACAUCUUCCUCGUCAACGAACCCAUCCUUCGAAACAACUUCUGCUCCAAAGAAAAACUGGUCCCUACAGACAAAUGCCAUCCAAUCAAAUCCAACUACAGUGGCUAUAAAUAACCCUGCUCGAAUUCCCUAUCCUUUAAUUAGAGUGGCCACUCCGAUGAACAUUUUGGCAUUUGGCAGUUUUCCUCCGACGCCUAUCGCAAUGAAUGCAACUUCGACAAAGGUGCAUAAGAGCACCAUCCAACGGUCUUCCUCUGUCUCCUUCGACCAAACGACGACAACCGGCCAGCAGUCCAGCAGCAACAACAACAAAUCUUCAUCAUCAUCAUCUGGCCAACAUCACCAUCACCACCACCAUCAUCACCACAACCAACACCCGCCACCAGCGUCAUCAUCAUCAUCAUCGGCUGGCCUGUUUAGUGACCAGCUGAGCAAGACCAACCUUUACAUCAGGGGUUUGAAGCCGGAGACCAGUGACAAGGAUCUGCUCAAUAUGUGCUCCCAGUAUGGAUCAAUCUCUUCAACCAAAGCAAUCAUAGACCAAGCUACGGGGAAGUGCAAAGGGUACGGAUUCGUGGAUUUCAGCAACGAGAAAGGAGCAGAGCUGGCUGUGAAGACUCUUCAGAGUAAUGGCAUACAAGCCCAGAUGGCUAAGCAACAGGAGCAGGAUUCGACCAACUUGUACAUAGCCAACCUUCCGGAUUACUUCAACGAAUCGGAUUUGGAGCAGUUGAUAUCGUCGGUGGGUAACAUCGUCAGCACGCGAAUCCUCCGAGAAGUCAGUGGAAAGAGUCGGGGCGUGGGCUUCGCUAGGCUGGAGAGCAGGGAAUGCUGCGAGAAGGUCAUCCAGGCUUUCAAUCGAUCCUCGCUGCCUAGUUAG